AUGAGGGAGAAAGAAGAUGCAAAUGAAACUCCAAAUGACACUCAAAUGCAACUCAAACUUCGCGUGGACCCCACCAUCAUUGGCCGUUCCAUUACCCUCUACGAAGCUCAACGGGCGGUUCCGCUCUCACGUGCGCUUUUGAGUUGUGAUUCUCUUCACUACUUACGCGCUACACCACUAUCCUUUUCCUUCUUCUUACUUUAA
Messenger RNA from Sphenostylis stenocarpa, 204 nucleotides. NCBI's taxonomy places the organism in Eukaryota, Viridiplantae, Streptophyta, Magnoliopsida, Fabales, Fabaceae. The record is from the annotation of a GenBank genome assembly.